Molecule: messenger RNA, 294 nt
Organism: Dibothriocephalus latus
Lineage: Eukaryota; Metazoa; Platyhelminthes; Cestoda; Diphyllobothriidea; Diphyllobothriidae
Source: the annotation of a GenBank genome assembly
GAGGAUCUGCUAGCCCGUCAAGAGUCGGGCGUAAAGCUGGGCCUCGGCGACUUCAUCUUCUACAGCCUCCUAGUUGGCAGGGCGGCCGUUGACGGUGACGUGCUCACGGUGGUGGCCUGCUAUGUGGCCAUCCUGGUAGGCAUGUGUAUCACCAUUGUCGCGCUCAGUCUGGUGGGAAAGGCCCUGCCCGCGCUGCCUGUCUCCAUCGCCUGUGGCAUCCUCUUCUACUUCACCACAGCCCUCGUGAUCUCGCCUUUCAUUGCGGCCACCUCGGAACACCGGCUGUUCUUUUGA